Aphanomyces invadans is the source of this 2310-nucleotide messenger RNA. Its product is annotated as 5-methyltetrahydropteroyltriglutamate-homocysteine S-methyltransferase. Lineage: Eukaryota; Oomycota; Saprolegniomycetes; Saprolegniales; Verrucalvaceae. Gene Ontology annotation, molecular function: 5-methyltetrahydropteroyltriglutamate-homocysteine S-methyltransferase activity; zinc ion binding. The coding region runs from base 1 to 2310 and encodes 769 amino acids. The transcript has a single exon. The record is from RefSeq and is a predicted model, not a curated record.
AUGGCCAUUGGUUUGGAUAUCGACACGGGUUCCAUUGGGUUCCCCCGCAUGGGCCCCAACCGCGAGCUGAAGUUUGCCCUGGAAAAGUUCUGGAGGGGCACCAUCGACGAAACUCAGCUCCGCGCCGUGGCAGAGAUGGUUGAAACGCAAAAUUGGACCGCCCAACAAGCCCGCGGCAUUGACCGCGUCGCGGUGGGUAUGUUUUCGUUCUACGAUCAUGUGCUGGACUGGACAACUUAUUUGGGCACUGAGCCUCAGCGCUUCCAGAAUAUCACCAACGGCCUUGACCGAUACUUCGCGAUGGCUCGUGGUGUCGAUGGCAUCCCUGCCUUGGAUAUGACCAAGUGGUUCGACACCAACUACCACUACGAGGUUCCGGAAUUGAAUGUCCACACCGCCCCAAAGGCGAAUUUUGGUUUGUUCCUUGCCACCGUCCAACGUGCUCAAAACGUGCUGGGUGUCGACAAGGCUGUGCCUGUGAUUUUGGGGCCCCUUACCUACCUCGCGUUGGCAAAAUACGACCAAACAACCACGCUUGCCCAAAUUCUCAUCAAGAUUUUACCGCUGUAUGCGCAACUGCUCCAGGAAUUGGCCACCCUCGGUGUGAAGGAAGUGCAAAUCCACGAGCCUGCCCUCGUCGGCGCCCAUGCACAUGCAAUGCUACCGCACCUGACCACCGUCUACGGGUCAAAGGACACGUCGGGGGCUUUGACGCACGACGCUGUCGCACUGCACUUGGUCACGUACUUCGAAGCCAUCGACGAAGACGUGUACAAGUGGUUUAUUGAUUCCAAGAUCGCGGCUUUGUCAUUGGAUUUCACACGUGGUGACAACUUGAGCAUCUUGGAAAAGUUUGGCUUUCCAUCUGGUAAGCGGCUGGGCGCUGGGGUGGUCGACGGCCGCGGCAUUUGGAAGGUGUCUACGUCAUUGAUCGCCGUGAUCAAGACGAUUGUCGACGUCUUGUCAACGAAUCCGAACGCGGCGGUGACAAUUCAACCCAGCUCGUCACUCCAGCACGUGCCGUACACGACAAAAGCCGAAGUGAACUUCCAGAAGAACCUCGCAGCCCUCUUUGGCGUGCUUAGCUACGCCUAUGAAAAGCUGGACGAAGUCGUGGUGAUCGCAAAGGCCAUUCAAUCGAACACUCUGGAUGCAGCCUUUGAAAAUGUCGCGUCUGCGUGGGCCACGUACUACAAGGAGAACCCAGCCAAGGCAGCAGUCCGAUCUCGUGUGGCCAACGUGACGGAGUCGGACCUGAAGCGUCCGUCCGACUUCGCCACCCGCCGUCCCCUGCAAAUGACGACCUGCCCAAUCUUGCCCACCACGACAAUUGGGUCGUUUCCACAAACCCCCCAGAUUCGUGCGCUUCGCUCGCAGUUAAAGGCUGGCAAGAUCACCCAAACCAGCUACGAAGCUCAAAUCGAUGCUCAAAUCGCAUACAACAUUGGCGUGCAAGACGCUCUUGGUCUCGAUAUUCUCGUCCAUGGGGAGCCUGAGCGCACGGACAUGGUCGAGUUCUUUGCCGAGAAGCUCAACGGGUUUGCGUUCUCGCAAAAUGGUUGGGUGCAGUCGUACGGAUCCCGCUGCGUUCGCCCCCCCGUUAUCUACGCGGACUUGGAGCGCCCUGAGGACAUGACAGUGCGCGAAUUCGUCGUUGCCCAAGGCGUUUCGGUGAACAAGCCGGUCAAGGGCAUGCUUACUGGCCCCGUGACGAUCUUGAACUGGUCGUUCCCUCGCCUCGACAUCUCGCGCAAGGAUCAAGCGUACCAACUUGCGCUGUGCCUUCGCGACGAAGUGUCCGCGUUGGAAGCUGCUGGCUGCUCCAUCAUCCAAGUCGACGAACCUGCACUGCGCGAAGGCAUGCCGCUGAAGCCGACGAAGAAGGAUGCGUACCUCCGAUGGGCGGUUGACGCCUUUCGCUUGUCCACGGCGGUCGCAGCGAACGCGACGUCCAUCCACACGCACAUGUGCUACUGCGAAUUCAACGACUGCAUGCCGAGCAUCGACGAGAUGGAUGCCGACGUCAACUCGAUUGAAAACGCUCGCUCCGGCGACGAAACCAUUCGUGCGUUCAAAUCAAUUGGGUACAAAAAGAACCUCGGCCCUGGCGUGUACGAUAUCCAUUCGCCCGUCGUGCCCCCCAAGCAGGAAAUCGUGGACAAACUGCACAGCUUCCUCGCGCUGUUGCCUGCGUCGCAGUUGCUUGUAAACCCGGAUUGCGGGUUGAAAACCCGCCAGUGGCCCGAGACCAUCGCGGCGCUGAAGAACAUGGUGGAUGCCACCACUCAAGUCCGUGAAACAUUGAAGUAA